This is a messenger RNA of Eruca vesicaria subsp. sativa (arugula), 1420 nucleotides long. The record is from the annotation of a GenBank genome assembly. Lineage: Eukaryota; Viridiplantae; Streptophyta; Magnoliopsida; Brassicales; Brassicaceae.
GUCUCUCACUAUUUUCUCUCGCAUUUCAAAUUGCAUUUCCUUUUAGAUUCUUAUAGUCGGCGCGGCGAUUCUCGAGUCCACGACGUUUCUCUCCUUCGUAGCUCUUCUUUCACGCAUAUGGCAAGCAAUACUUUAAAAGAUUUGAAUACACUUCCUGUUACCGAGAAGAUGAGUGAAUGUAAAGCAAGUUUAGCCAAGCCCUGUGUUGGGAAAAUCAAUGGGAAGUCUGAAGAUAGACCAUUACCAAGCUCUGCUGCUUUGGAUCAUCCUAGUGCUGUGGAAACAGAGAUUCCUGAGGUGGAGAAAGCUACCGUGGAAGUUGAGUAUGUUGAAUCUGAGAACUUGGAUAAUGUUGACGAUCCUGAUGCUGUUCUCAAGACGGUUCUAGCUGGUCUUGACUCCAAGGAUUGGGUAUCAGUCUGUGAUGCUCUUAAUAAUGUUCGUCGGCUUUCAAUAUUCCACAAAGAAGCGAUGCUGCAUUUGCUAGAAAAAGUGAUUCCACUCGUUGUGAAAUCACUGAAAAACCCAAGAAGUGCGGUGUGUAAAACCGCAUGCAUGACAUCUGCAGACAUCUUCAGCGCAUAUAACAACCAUAUAACAGAUCUUUUGGAUUCUCUGCUGACUCAACUCCUCCUCAAGUCUUCUCAAGAUAAAAGGUUCGUCUGCGAGGCAGCAGAGAAAGCUUUAACAUCAAUGACCAAAUACGUUUCCCCAACUUUGCUGCUACCAAAGCUUCAACCUUGUCUCAAGAACAGGAAUCCUAGGAUCCGUGCAAAAGCAUCAUUGUGCUUUUCCAGAAGUGUUCCUCGACUGGGCGUUGAAGGUAUUAAAGAGUAUGGAAUCGAUAAAUUAGUUCAAGCAGCUGCGUCUCAGCUAACGGAUCAGCUCCCUGAAUCCCGGGAGGCUGCACGGACCGUCCUACUUGAACUCCAGACCGUUUAUGAAAAAGCUCAUCCUAUCACCAACCACGAGACAUCAUCAUCAUCAGCACCGCCAGAGGAAGAGAAAGCUCCAGAGGCAGAGGCAGAGGCAAUUACUUGGGAAAUGUUCUGCCAGUCAAAGCUGUCGGCUCUAAGCGCACAAGCCGUGCUUCGUGUCACCAAUGUUGUGGCAGUGACUGCUCGAGAGGGUUUGGUUAUUGCAGGUUCAUCACAGCUAUAAGCCUUUCUUUACUAUUUUUUUUUUUAAAACCGUUUGCUACGAUCAUACAGUUGCAUGGUAUUCUCCGUUCAUGAUUCUACCAAAUUGGGAAAUUAUGGAGCGGUAAAGAGAGUGAAAACCGGUUAUUAAAAAUCUUGGUAAAUUUUUUUUUUUGUGAGUGAUUAUUUUGUCAUCAGCUUCAUCAAUGACUUUUUUUCUUUGAUUCGUAUGUGUAUAUAUGGUUUAAGCGUUCUUUGACGAUUUAAGCGUUCAUUUUUUC